UCUCCCCUCCUGUGUAAAUGAGCCGCGCCGGUAUAAAUAAAGCCAUAAAGUGUUAGGCUAUACAUACAGACAUCCAGAAUUCCGAUCUUGUAGCAUUCACCUCGGGCAGCAGCGCAGCAGAAGAACAAAAUGUCCAAGCUUUCCAAAGAAGAGAUUGAAGAGGCCAAGGAAGUGUUCGAACUUUUUGACUUCUGGGACGGUCGUGACGCAGAAGUCGACGCCUCAAAGAUUGGUGAUGUCAUCAGAUGUGUAGGACUCAACCCAACUCUUGAAAUCGUCAGAAAGAAUGGCGGAACCGAUAAAAUGGGUGAGAAGUCAUACAAAUUUGAGGAGUUUUUGCCAAUCCAUGAGACAAUCAUGAACACCUUGGAACAAGGAACAUUUGCCGACUACAUGGAGGCAUUUAAGACUUUCGACAGGGAGGGCCAAGGCUACAUCUCCGGGGCUGAGCUUAGACAUCUUCUCUCCUCACUUGGUGAACGACUGACUGAUGACCAGGUGGAUGAAAUCAUCAGAAACACUGACCUUCAAGAAGAUUUGGAGGGCAACGUCAAGUACGAAGAGUUCAUCAAGAAGGUGAUGGCCGGUCCAUACCCCGACUAAACUAUUUGAUGGAAUCUACGAACACGACACACAUUGACAAGAACACAUCACACAAACUUAUGUAAAAAAAAUCUCCGUCUACAAAAUAAAAAAAAAAAUCCACAUUUGCAACAGUGUACAUUUACAUGUGAAAGUUACACGUCUCAUUAAACAACGUCACGAGAUGACGAGGUUCCACGUCUUGCUGCUGCAGUUUAGCGACAUUUUGAAGAAAAACACCACCAUCUUGUUCUUUUUAAUUUUCGAACAUGCGCACUUGUUCAACACUGGAUUACCACCUGGAAUGCUAUGAUUAAAACAAAGAAAUAACAAUAUCGCGUGGGGCCUCUUCGUUAUUAGUGACUUUGCCGUGUUUACUUGUAAUAUUAAUGUUUACGACACAUCAAGUUCAGUCUUAACCGGUACCGGUUGAUUGCUUCAUCAAAACCUGGUAGUGACAUCAUUGGGUCUCAUGACCCGUUAUGUACAGUUAUGCUCGAAAGUUGGUAUAAAUGAGAUGAGGUCGGAAUGGAUAUCCCUUUUGCAUCCUCUGCAGAGUGUAUAGUGCAGUAUUUAUUAUUUUUCCCAAUAAAGCUGUUUUUAUCUUUA
Messenger RNA from Magallana angulata, 1191 nucleotides. Its product is annotated as myosin essential light chain, striated adductor muscle-like. The coding region runs from base 130 to 603 and encodes 157 amino acids. The record is from RefSeq and is a predicted model, not a curated record. Gene Ontology annotation, cellular component: muscle myosin complex. Gene Ontology annotation, molecular function: calcium ion binding. Lineage: Eukaryota; Metazoa; Mollusca; Bivalvia; Ostreida; Ostreidae. The transcript is spliced from 6 exons.